This is a messenger RNA of Trichogramma pretiosum, 1316 nucleotides long. RefSeq lists its product as uncharacterized. Lineage: Eukaryota; Metazoa; Arthropoda; Insecta; Hymenoptera; Trichogrammatidae. Bases 239 to 850 code for a protein of 203 amino acids. The record is from RefSeq and is a predicted model, not a curated record. The transcript has 3 exons. Gene Ontology annotation, molecular function: zinc ion binding; nucleic acid binding.
AUUCCCGCCAUAUUUUACUAUUCUUAAAAUGUCUACUUCGGUUUCUGCAAACCGGACAUGAAUUAUUUUGAUCAACGCAAUCGCAUUAUUCCAUUAAAAAAUCAAUUGCUUGCGUGAUUUAUUACGCUAAUUAUUUAAUAUUUUGAUCAAUUUUAUGUAGGUAGUAAACUAUAAUAAUUUCUGCCUAUUUUUAUUCUCUUUAAUUAAAGGAACACAUAUCAUUGCAACCUUAUUAGCCAUGUCGAGUAAUGCGAAAUUAUCACGAGAUAAUGAAAGUUCAGAGCCAUCGAAUAGUAUAUUAGAGGAAAAACUGGCAAAACUAAUUGAUACCGCUACUGAAAUGUGCUAUACUGUUACAAAAGUUGUAGAGGAGCUAAGACAAGAGAUGAUUGAAGAUCGAAGCAGAUUUUUAGAUGAGCUAAAAUCACUACGCAAUGAGACAGAGGAACAGGAUGAACCAAUUAGAAAAGUUACUAUACCAAAGGAUCUUGAUAAAGUAAUAGAUAGAUUUUUUGGUAGUGAUGAUGUAGUUGGCGAGGACGAAGAACUAAAUGGAAGACGGGAAACAUUUUCCCGAAAAAAAUCAUCUUCAAAAGCCCAUCUUCGCUGCUUCAAUUGCGACGAUCUUGGACAUUUGGGGCGAGACUGUCCUAGAAAAGGAACUGGUCUAAAACUGUGCUACAGUUGCAAGAAAUUCGUCAAACACAAAGCAAUUGAAUGUCCGGAAAAGGAUACUAGUCCUUACUUUCGAAAGCGCUCACCAAGCGAAAGUUUUGAGGCCAAUGAAAACAAGAGGUCAAAAUUCACUAGCGAUAGAAACAGAAGUAGCUAUUCUGGAGACGAUUAUUGAUGCUCUUUUAAUAAACGUAAGGCUAGGAGUUAUUAGAAUUCUCGAUCGGUAUUCAUCGAUAUUUUUCACACAUAUAACAUGAUAAAAUAAGCAGAGAAAAUUAAUGAAAUUCCGCAACUCUAUAAUUUUGAUAUACUUAUGGUAGGCCAAUUUUCGUCCUCGCAUUCACGCAAUAUGUUCGCGUCGAGAAGUGUUCGCAGAAAAGUUUCUCUCAAGUCUCUUUGAAUUAAUUUUUUCAGGAGAGCAAAAACUGAAACCUAUCAUAAAACCCGUAAGUACAAUUUUAUGAACGACAAGAAACGAUAUCAAAACUUGGAGUACGUUAGUUUAUCAUGAAAAUAUUCCUAAAAACGAACUAUUUAUAAAUUCAUCAAUUCGCAAACCCAAUGUUGAUUCGUAAAAUGUUAUGUGAUAAUUUUACUUAUAAUGACACGAUAUAGUUGUAAUCAAAGAAAAAAUUAUUUCG